AUAGCAAAUCUCAGCAACUUGAAAAACUCAGACAUUGAUUUCAGAACCCAAUGUACUUACAGUCACAGAUCUAUUAAACUCACCACCUUAAAAUCCUCCAGACGGGGACCCACUUAUCACCUAAAAUCCUCGUUACUUGCUACAUUUCAACCUGUCUAUCACUUUCCACAAAUUCCCUCUGCCCUCCAAAAAAGAAAAAACUACACCAUCACCGCCAUGACGACCGCCAUGAAACCCACCAUUGUCGCCGUCACCACCUCUGUGGAUAUUAUGAAAACCCCGAGCUUUGUCAAAAUGGUAGCCCUUUCGCUUGUGUCCCUUUCUGUGAUCGCUUUCUUUUACCACCUCCCUUCUGUUCCUUCUCUCAUUUCCACCGUCACAUCAUCCUCCAUUGCACCACGUCCUUCAGCGCCCUCCACCACAUUCCCGAAGCCACGUGUGCUUCAACCGCCACCGUGGGUGAAGGUGAUGCCGAGGAUGGGGAUACUGGACGAGAAGGGAGCAAUGACUGUGGAGUUUGAGAUUGGGGAUGUUGAUGAAAGUUUAAUGGAGGAGUUCAGGAAUUUGGUUGGUGGAAGAGAGGAUGGUAAGAAAGAAGAGAACCAUGAGAUUAUUAAGUAUGACAAGUUUAAGGUCUGUGAAGAGACUAAGCGUGAGUUUAUACCUUGCUUGGAUAAUGUGCAAGAGAUUGCAAGGUUGAAUUUGACUACUAGUGUGAAAAAAUUUGAAAGGCAUUGCCCUCAGGAUGGUAAUGGGUUGGAUUGCUUGAUUCCUAUGCCUGAAGGGUACCAGAGACCUAUUCCAUGGCCCAAGAGCAGAGAUGAGGUGUGGUUCAGUAAUGUGCCUCACACACGUUUGGUUGAAGAUAAGGGCGGUCAGAAUUGGAUUGCAUUAGAAGGGGAUAAGUUCAUUUUUCCUGGUGGUGGAACACAAUUUAUACAUGGGGCAGAUCAAUACUUGGACCAGAUUUCACAGAUGGUUCCUGAUAUUGCAUUUGGGGAAAACAUCCGCGUUGCCUUGGACAUUGGUUGUGGUGUAGCAAGUUUCGGUGCCUUUUUAUUGCAGCGGAAUGUGACUGCUCUAUCAAUAGCACCAAAAGAUGUUCAUGAGAACCAGAUUCAAUUUGCGUUGGAGCGUGGAGCUCCUGCAAUGGUAGCAGUUUUUGCUUCACGCCGUUUGUUAUAUCCGAGCCAAGCUUUUGACAUGAUACAUUGUUCAAGAUGUAGAAUUGAUUGGACAAGUGGUGAUGGGAUUUUUCUUCUCGAGGCAGACAGAAUGCUGAGGGCAGGAGGAUACUUUGUAUGGGCAGCACAACCCGUGUAUAAACAUGAAGACAAUCUGCAAGAACAAUGGAGAGAAAUGCAGAAUCUUACCAAUAGCAUUUGUUGGGAGCUUGUAAAGAAGGAAGGAUAUAUUGCUAUAUGGCGGAAGCCUUUCAACAACAGCUGCUACCUUAACCGUGAAGCUGGAGCACAACCUCCACUAUGUGACUCUAAUGAUGAUCCAGACGAUGUUUGGUACGUAGACUUGAGGGCAUGCAUAACUCGACUGCCUGAGGAUGGUUAUGGAGGCAAUGUUACUACAUGGCCUACACGCCUGCAUUAUCCACCAGAUAGACUGCAGAGCAUCAAAAUGGAUGCCACAAUAUCUAGAAAGGAACUCUUAAAGGCAGAGUCAAGAUAUUGGAAUGACAUCAUAGAAAGUUAUGUUAGAGCUUUCCAUUGGAAAGAGAAGAAUUUUCGAAAUGUACUGGACAUGAGAGCUGGAUUUGGAGGAUUUGCAGCAGCAAUGCAUGAUCUUGAGGUUGAUUGCUGGGUCAUGAAUGUUGUUCCUGUUAAUGGGUUCAACACCUUGCCUGUUAUAUAUGACCGCGGGCUUAUAGGAGUAAUGCAUGAUUGGUGCGAGCCAUUUGAUACUUAUCCGAGAACAUAUGACUUACUACACGCAGUAAGCUUGUUCUCUGUGGAGCAGAACAGGCACAAAUGCAAUUUCUCUACUAUAAUGCUCGAGAUGGAUAGGAUGCUACGACCUGGUGGAACUGUUUAUAUACGUGACAUUGUAUCUAUUAUGGGCGAACUUCAAGAGAUAGCAAGUGCCAUGGGUUGGGUGUCUGCUGUUCAUGACACAGCCGAAGGUCCUCAUGCAAGUCGAAGGAUAUUGAUCUCUGAGAAACGUAUGCCAUGAGAUUGUCCCUUCUUUCCUCUACGAAAUUGUGGGGCCCUCCUCUUAGGAAGAUAGUUGUUCAUUUUUCUGAUGCAAUCAUUUCUGUACAUUAGUCAUGAAUACCUGAGAAACAGAAUAGAGUACAGUCCAAGAAAAGUAGAUUUUGAAAUAAUAAAAAAUCCAACACUUUCUAUAGCA
Ricinus communis (castor bean) is the source of this 2361-nucleotide messenger RNA. RefSeq names its product probable methyltransferase PMT10. Lineage: Eukaryota; Viridiplantae; Streptophyta; Magnoliopsida; Malpighiales; Euphorbiaceae. Gene Ontology annotation, molecular function: methyltransferase activity. The record is from RefSeq and is a predicted model, not a curated record. Gene Ontology annotation, cellular component: endosome; cytoplasm; trans-Golgi network. The coding region runs from base 217 to 2184 and encodes 655 amino acids. The transcript has 9 exons.